AUGAACAGCUACAACGAUGGCACAGAACCACCAAACCAGCCACAAGUAAAGAUUAACGGCAUUUACUAUCCAUUGUGUCCGACCAAUAAAGAUGGAGAUGCGCCAACACAACCAUUCAGCACUGAUGAUGAACAUGGUAAGGCUAUCGAUCUCAUAAUAUCAAUGAUGAAAAAGGGCAACGGUGAAAUACAAACUAUAAAGCAGCCAGAAGAAACAAUUAAAGAUGGAGAUGCAGCAGAACAAUCAUUCUGCAAUGAUGAUGAUCAGGGUAAUAAUGAAGUCAUAUUUGAACAUGACACAAGCGACGAUGAACACAUAUUCUCUGGUCAAGAUCAACAAGAUUGGGAAAAAGAAGUGGAAAUCGAAAUCAUAGAAGACGAGGAUGAUAACAACCCUGAUCCAGACACAACUGACAUACGAACGGCUGGUAUUUACACCUUUCGAGCUCAUGGUCAGAUCUAUCACAAUAUACACUCAUUUGCUAACAGUAGAUCAGAUCCAAAACAUCUGGAGCUAUACUUCUAUGACGAUGAUCCAAGCUUAGAACAUCGGUACCGCCGUUGCCGGAAGGAAACAUACGAGCAAGAUAAACACGUAGUCGGCGUGAUAACCGGCAUUCUACGUGACAACCCAUACUCUCAACAGUUUAGGAGUUUGGGGCAAGCCGAGAACCUUGAUGACUACAGGCUUAUCUUAAACCUUGACCACAGAUUGGACCAGAGAACAUACAACGCACCUAUCACUUCAGAGGUAGCUGCAGUGUGGGUCGAAGGAAGUGAAGGAGGAAAUAAUUUUGACAAGAAUGUAGUACUACAUGGGAACAAUAGUGAUAUACAGACCAUUAAAUCAUACUAUGGGUGUUAUGAUCCGCUAUCGUAUCCUCUAUUCUUUCCAAGAGGUGAACUGGGUUGGCAUCGAAAGAUAAAGAAGGAGCCAAAAAAAAAGGGAAAUGUGAGAAGGUCCGCUGCAGAAGAUAACGAUGGUGAUGAUGACGAUGACCCAGAUGCAACCAAUAGCCAGUGGGUAACCAUGAAAGAAUACUAUUGCUAUAAAUUGCAUACGCGACCAAACAUAUUCAACCCUAUAUUAUACGGCGGACGGCUGCUCCAACAGUUUGUUGUAGAUACAUACAUCAAAAUUGAGAGCUCCAGACUGGAAUACAUGUUUCAUCAUCAGAAAGAACUAAGGGCAGACCUAUACAAAGGACUUCUGGAUAGCAUUCAGGCAGGAGAACAAGACGGAAACGCGGUUGGGAAACGAACAAUCCUCGCGUCAUCAUUUAUCGGAGGUCCGCGAGAUAAACUACGCAGGAAUCUAGAUGCAAUGGCUUUAGUUAGAAAAUAUGGAAAGCCAGACAUAUUCCUCACAAUGACCUGCAACCCCAACUGGGAAGAAAUUACACGUGAGCUGGAGCGUGGGCAAACACCACAAGAUCGCCCAGAUAUCGUAGUCCGUGUUUUCAGGGCUAAACUAGAAGAGAUGAAGAAGCAACUAUUUGAGAAGAGCAUUCUUGGUAAGGUGAUGGCAUAUACCUAUGUUGUGGAGUUCCAAAAAAGAGGACUACCACAUGCUCACUUCCUGCUAAUCAUGACCGGAAAAUACAAGUACACGAGUCCAGAGCAAUAUGACAAAAUCAUCUCCGCGGAACUACCUAACAAGCACAAAUAUCCAGAGCUAUACAAAAUGGUCAUCAAGCAUAUGAUGCAUGGUCCUUGCGGUGCACUAAACAGAAACUGUCCAUGCACAAAGAAUCGCAAAACAUGCAAGAACAAUUAUCCGAAGCCAUUUAAUGAAAAUACAAUUCAAGGCAAGGACUCAUACCCAGUGUAUAGGAGACGCCAAGACGGCAGGACCGAAACUGUCCGUAAGUGCACGCUAGAUAACAGGUGGGUCGUCCCUUACAACCCCUACCUAUUGAGGAUGUUCAACUGCCACAUAAAUGUUGAGAUAUGCUCAAGCAUUAAAGCCGUUAAGUACCUGUACAAGUACAUUUACAAAGGACAUGACCGGGCAUCUAUAUCUGUGACUGAAAAAGAAAACGAAGCCGAUAUUGACGAGAUAAGACAGUACAGAGAUGCACGGUGGGUGACACCUCCAGAAGCACUCUGGAGAAUAUAUGGCUUCGAACUAAGCAAAAUGAACCCACCUGUUCUACAACUGCAGCUACAUCUCGAAAAUAUGCACAUGGUCUCAUAUAAUGCCAAAGAAGAUAUCGACAACGUUAUCAGCCGUGAUGGAACAGAUAGGUCAAUGUUGACAGCAUACUUUGAGGCAAACAACUUAAAUGAGGAAGCCCGAGGCAUUCUAUACAAGGACUUCCCAGAGCAUUAUACUUGGCAAAAAACAGGAAAAUUUUGGCAAAAGAGGAAACGGAAAAGUUUGCUACAGGUUGGCAGGAUCGUCGCAGCACAUCCGGCUGAAGGAGAACGAUACUAUCUCCGAGUACUCCUAAACAACGUGACAGGCGCCACAAGCUAUGAAGACCUAAAGACAGUCGAUGGAGAAGUAAUGCAAAACUUCCGUCAAGCUGCAGAAAAAAGAGGGCUCAUUGAGGCAGACAACACACUAGAUGACUGCAUGACAGAAGCGGAGUUGUUUCAGAUGCCAUCGUCCCUUCGAAGGCUAUUUGCGACAAUCUUGGUGUUUUGCGAAACCAACGACGUCCGUGGACUCUGGAACAAUCACCUCGAGGCAAUGUCUGAAGACUACAGCAGAAACUACAAAUGCAAGCACACGGUCCAACAGAUGGUACUCAAAAAUAUCAGAGACAUGCUGCAGUCAAUGGGGAAAGACAUCCGGUCGUUUCCUCUGCCUGAGAUCGACGAGCAGCAUGACACAACAGAUGACAUACCUAGGGAGAUGACCGAGGAGUCGUCUAUAGAGGUAAACCCCGAGGACAAAUCUUUACAUAAGAACCUAAACAAAGAGCAGAGGACGGCCUACGACGAAAUCCUAGCAACGAUGGACAGUCAAAAAGGAGGCAUAUUCUUCGUCGAUGGGCCAGGAGGCACAGGAAAAACAUUCCUUUACAGGGCUCUCCUAGCAACGGUACGCGAACAAGGAAAGAUUGCACUAGCAACGGCCACCUCCGGUGUUGCCGCUUCCAUAAUGCCUGGAGGGAGGACAGCACACUCAAGGUUCAAGAUUCCACUAAGAACAAACGAUGGAGCUAUUUGUGGAUUCACCAAACAAAGCGGGACAGCGAAGCUACUACAAGCGGCAUCGCUAAUAAUAUGGGACGAAGCAUCUAUGACUAAGAGGCACGCAGUUGAGGCGUUAGACAGAAGCAUGAGAGACAUAAUGGACAGACCAGAUCUACCAUUUGGUGGCAAAACGGUCGUAUUUGGAGGAGAUUUUAGACAAGUGCUCCCUGUUGUACGAAAGGGUACAAGAGCACAAAUAGUAGAUGCUUCACUAAGCAGGUCAGAGCUCUGGAAAUGCAUGAGACAAAUGAAGCUUGUGCGUAACAUGAGAGCUCAAAACGACCCGGGGUUCGCAGAAUACCUACUGCGUAUUGGAAAUGGAACCGAGGAGACAAAUGAGAACGGCGAAAUACUUCUACCUACAACUAUAUGUGUUCCAAAUAAAACAGAUGAUAAUGGCCUGGAUAGACUAAUCGAUGAUAUCUACAAGACGGAUGGCACCUCCCUAGAAGAUCCAACAUACAUCACGUCAAGAGCAAUUUUAGCAACAAGGAACGACAGCGUAGACAGAAUAAACAUAAAAAUGAUUGAACGAUUCCAAGGAGAGGAAAUGGUCUACCACAGUUUCGAUUCUGUGGAAGAAGACACAUAUGGCUACUAUCAACAAGAAUUCCUAAACAACCUUACCCCAAACGGACUGCCUCCCCAUUUGCUAAAGCUCAAGAUUAACUGUCCGAUCAUACUACUCAGGAACAUAGACCCCGCUAAUGGACUUUGCAAUGGCACAAGGUUGGUCGUGCGUGGAUUUCAGAAAAAUGCAAUCGAUGCAGAGAUUGUGCUAGGGCAGCAUUCUGGAAAUCGAGUUUUCUUGCCUCGAAUUCCAUUAUGCCCCUCUGAUGACGACAUGUUCCCGUUCCGUUUCAAAAGGAAACAAUUUCCAGUCAGACUAAGCUUCGCGAUGACAAUAAACAAAUCACAAGGACAGACAAUACCAAAUGUAGGCGUCUACCUACCUGAGCCGGUUUUCUCACAUGGUCAGCUAUAUGUCGCACUUUCUAGAGCAACCGCAACAGCAAACAUAAAGGUACUAACAGGUACGAUUGAUGAAGAGGAGGACAAGAAGAAGAAAGAUAACAAGAAGGAAAACAAGAAAAAGGACAGCAAAGAGACAAAAAAAAGAAAAAGGAAGAAAAAUGACAUCAGUACAAAUGAGACAUACACAAAGAAUAUUGUGUACAAAGAAGUACUCAAUAAAUAG
Molecule: messenger RNA, 4401 nt
Organism: Lolium perenne
Lineage: Eukaryota; Viridiplantae; Streptophyta; Magnoliopsida; Poales; Poaceae
Source: RefSeq, a predicted model, not a curated record